This is a messenger RNA of Camellia sinensis, 2020 nucleotides long. Its product is annotated as protein PSK SIMULATOR 3. NCBI's taxonomy places the organism in Eukaryota, Viridiplantae, Streptophyta, Magnoliopsida, Ericales, Theaceae. Gene Ontology annotation, biological process: positive regulation of growth. The record is from RefSeq and is a predicted model, not a curated record.
CUCCACCCCCUAUACUCCCCUCCUCCAUCUCCCACCCCAUCCUCCUCAUCCCCUUCCCCAACUCUCCCUCUCUCUCCCUCCCAAUCUCCACCCAAAUCCAAAACACCAAAAACUAAAAGAGCAAACAAAUACAAAUUCACCAAAAGGACCAACCCAUUGUUGAUGGUUUUUGACAACACGAUGGGUUGGCUCUCCGAAGUCGGCUCUCGCGUUGGCGAUAACCUCAAACGCUCUCUCACCGCCGAAUCCAAGCGCUCUUCUUCUGCAACGCACUACCUCGGAAUUCUCUCAUUCGAGACCGCUAAAACCAUGUCUCGAUUGGUUUCUCUCUACAAAUCUCUCGAUGACAUUGAGCUUGUGAAACUCAAAAAAGAGGUCACGAAAUCGAAAGGCGUAGCCUUUUUGAAUUCCAAGGAUGAGGUCUUUCUCUUGAGCCUCGCUUGUGCCGAGAAGAUUGAAGAUCUCGAUAAAGCCGCCACCACGGUGGCUCGAUUAGGCCAUAAGUGCUCUGAUUUUGGCUUGAAUCGAUUCGACCUUGUUUACACCGAUCUCAAACUGGGUAUAAUUGAUUUGGGUAAAUUGGAAUACGCAUCGAAAGAUACAGAGAAGAGGAUUGACAAGAUGGAGAAGCUUGUUUCUGCAACUUCUCGCCUUUACACCGCCUUGGAAGCUCUAUCUGAAUUGGAAGUUUCGGAACGAAAGCUCAAACAAUGGAAGCUAAAUAGCCGAGUAUUGCAAUCGAAUCCCACGAAUUUCGAUCUCUUCAAUAAGAAAAUUUCGUAUCAGAGAAAACAGGUUCGCCAUUUCAGAGAAAUUUCACUAUGGAAUCAGACAUUCGACAAGAGCGUUGGCCUAAUGGCUCGCAUAGUCUGCAUCGUUUAUGCUCGAAUUUGUCUCGUAUUCGGCCCCUACCUUUCAUUCCUACCAUGCGUAUCGUUGCGAAACAUAAAAUCUUCGCAACAGAAAGAUAUCAUCAGAUUUCAACCAGAGUAUUGCUUAAUCGAACCCAUUAAAGAUCAAGUACAGAUUACUUCACGAUCGGGUCCAAUUCCAACCACAUCGAAACGAAGUUUGAUCCGAUUUCACAGCCAGAAAUCGCUGCUGUUUUUGAAAGAAGACUCGUGUUUGGGUUCUACGAACAGGGUGUUCCACGCGGCUGGGCCAUCGACGGUGGGUGGUUCGGGGCUUACAAUGCGAUACGCAAACGUAAUUCUAUUGGCAGAGAGGUACUUAGACUCUGCAGUGACGAUCGGAGACGAUGCCCGUGAAGAUUUGUACAUGAUGUUGCCGGAGAAUUUAAGAAUGUUGGUGAAAUCAAAGCUGGCGAAAAAUGCCAGGGCGGUGGGGGCCAGGGCCACGGUGGUUGGGGAUGAUGACGUGUCGUUGGCGGAGGGGUGGAGGGAGGCGUUGAAGGAAUUAAUGGGGUGGCUUUUGCCGAUGGCGAAAGACACGGUGAAGUGGCAGGCGGAGAGAAAUUUUGAGAAAAUGAAGUUUGAUUCGAAGCCGUCGGUUUUGUUGCUGCAGACAUUUCAUUUUUCCGAUAAGGAGAAGGCGGAGGCCGCCAUCGCGGAGGUGUUGGUGGGGAUGAGUUGUAUUUAUUGGUACGAGAAUCGACGGAAUUGUGAUGACGGUGGUUCUGGUGGCGGUAGUGAUGUUGUUGGGUAUAGAUCGCCUGUACUUGGUGCACGGUGCUCUUUUGAUGGAAUAGGUUGGAGUUUAGCCUAAAAAAUAUAUCCUUAUAUUUACAUACAAUAUACAUGUAUGAAUUUCAUUUUUAAGUUGAUUUGUAUGAUUGUAUGAUUGUAUUGAUUUUAGUUGGGGUUGAGUUGGGGAAGAAAAUCUCUAUUAGAUUGUAAUAGGAAUCAGUGUUUUUUUUUUUUUUUUUUUUCCACAAUUGUAUUGAAUGAUAUAAAAGUGGUUCUUAUUUCAAAUUGCUUUGUUGUUUACUUACAUUUUGAUUUGGUAGAAUGUAAGAAAAUGAGGAUUUUCAAGAAAAGCAAUCAUCUUGUUUGUUUUCAAA